UCUCGGGCCGCGCUUCCGGGUCGGAGUCGGUGUUUGGCCUCGCUCCGUCGUGCCUGCCGCCGGCACCCGCGCAGCCACCAUGUCGGGCUCCAGCAGCGCCCUCAUGAAGCAGCCCCCGAUCCAGUCCACGGCGGGGGCCGUGCCCGUCCGGAAUGAGAAGGGGGAGAUCUCCAUGGAGAAGGUGAAGGUGAAGCGCUAUGUCUCGGGAAAGCGGCCGGACUACGCUCCCAUGGAGUCCUCGGACGAAGAGGACGAGGAGUUCCAGUUCAUCAAGAAGGCCAAAGAGCAGGACCUGGAGCCAGAGGAGCAGGAGGAGGAGCUGGCCAGCGACCCCCGCCUGCGCCGCCUGCAGAACCGCAUCACGGAGGACGUGGAGGAGAGGCUGGCGAGGCACCGUAAGAUCGUGGAACCUGAAGUGAUGGGAGAAAGUGACUCAGAGAUGGAGGGAGAGGCUUGGCGCGUGGAACGAGAGGACACCAGCGAGGAGGAAGAGGAGGAAAUUGAUGAUGAGGAAAUAGAGCGUCGCCGUAGCAUGAUGCGCCAGCGUGCUCAGGAGCGUAAGAAUGAGGAGCUGGAAGUGAUGGAACUGGAAGAUGAGGGCCGGUCUGGAGAGGAGUCUGAAUCGGAGUCAGAAUAUGAGGAGUAUACAGAUAGUGAGGAUGAGACUGAGCCACGUCUUAAGCCUGUCUUCAUUCGCAAGAAGGACAGGAUCACGGUCCAGGAGCGGGAGGCAGAGGCACUGAAGCAGAAGGAGCUGGAGCAGGAAGCCAGGCGGUUGGCCGAGGAGCGGCGCAAGUAUACCCUCAAGAUAGUGGAAGAAGAAGCCAAGAAGGAGCUGGAAGAGAACAGGCGCUCUUUGGCAGCCCUUGAUGCUCUGGAUACUGAUGAUGAAAACGACGAGGAAGAAUAUGAGGCUUGGAAAGUGCGGGAGCUGAAACGCAUCAAGCGGGACCGUGAGGAGCGAGAGGCGUUGGAGAAGGAGAAGGCAGAAAUUGAGCGGGUACGGAAUCUGACUGAGGAGGAACGCCGCGCUGAGCUCCGAGCCAAUGGCAAGGUUAUUACUAACAAGGCUGUGAAGGGAAAAUACAAGUUCCUGCAGAAAUAUUACCACAGAGGAGCCUUUUUCAUGGAUGAAGAUGAGGAUGUAUAUAAGAGGGACUUCAGUGCCCCAACUUUGGAAGAUCACUUCAACAAGACUAUCUUACCUAAAGUCAUGCAGGUGAAGAACUUUGGGCGCUCUGGAAGAACAAAGUACACACAUCUGGUGGACCAAGACACAACCUCCUUUGACUCUGCCUGGGGGCAGGAAAGUGCUCAGAACACCAAGUUCUUUAAGCAGAAGGCAGCUGGUGUGCGGGAUGUCUUUGAGCGACCCUCUGCCAAGAAGCGGAAGGCCACCUGAGCCAGUCAUGGAGGACAAUUUCUUGACCAGCCUCGGAAGAACGGAGCGCUGCCAUAGGCUUGGACCGUUUCUCCCUCAUGCUUGUGGAGGAAGCCCCAUCUGCCUGGCCCCCUUACUUGUUUCUAGGACAUUUGUACUGGCCCAGCAGGUGCCAUUUUUAACUUCAGAGGUAUCCUGCUCUGCAUAGGGGUACUGCUAAGUGGAUUUGAAAUGGAUACACACAUCGAAAUUUGCAUUAAAUGUAUUUCUUGUCAA
Molecule: messenger RNA, 1657 nt
Organism: Varanus komodoensis (Komodo dragon)
Lineage: Eukaryota; Metazoa; Chordata; Lepidosauria; Squamata; Varanidae
Gene: MFAP1
Product: microfibril associated protein 1
Exons: 9
Coding region: 80-1402 (440 amino acids)
Biological process (GO): mRNA splicing, via spliceosome
Cellular component (GO): U2-type spliceosomal complex
Molecular function (GO): RNA binding
Source: RefSeq, a predicted model, not a curated record